UUGGUAUCGAACGGAAAUGCGCGCAGCUAAAUGUCGAGCACUAGUUUCGCGUUUCCACACUUACACAAACCGUAGAAUUAUCCACGCACAUUCCCAUGAAAUUUUUCCUUCUGGUUACCUUAAAAAAUUCCCAUUGGAAUACUGUUGAAAAUGCCGGAGGCGACUGCGCUAGCUUACAGGCUUCUUCUUAUUUUCACCGUUUUAGGUGUGAGUAAUAACAGGAAGAAAGUGUCUGCCUCCGAAUGUCAACUACCGUCGUCAUGCUUCACCUGGCGGACACUGCACGCCUGUGACCUGGGCACCGACAUCCAAUCGGUUGAUACGGGUCACGCCAUCGCGGCAUGCACUGACACAUCGGCGGAUGUGACCUGGUUUCGCCGAUUCCGAUAUCUUCCCUAUCAGUUUGAUCUCAUCGAAGAUCCCGGGCCUGAUAAUGUUACGGGCAAUGUGAUUGCUGUGUCACGCUGCACUCCACGUCGGAAGGGAGAUGCGGCGGACCGCGACGAGCCGGUGGCCAUUCUGCGCAGUCCCGGAAUUAUUCCGCGAAGCUGUUUGGCUCUGCGUGUCACAUUUUGGUACCGUUUAUCUGGCGGACCAACUUUCUCACCAACUCCGCAGGAAUUCAAUCUUAAAGUGCUCAUUGAGGAUCGAUAUUACACUUUCCCGAAUGACUUAAUCUGGGGACGCCAAAACGAUUAUACGAACACCACUGUCAAUGAAUGGAACUUUGCUGAAGUCUACUUCGGACGCGAUAACGGCGAACAGUUCACCGUGAAUUUCCUGGCGUACCAUGACAACAGGUGUCGGGAAAACAAUAAAACCAUUGCUUUGGAUUUCAUGACGAUCCAAGCAGCGCAGAGGACCGCUAACUGUACAGAAGUUUCGGAUAUAACAGUGACAACUGAAUCCCCAAACGACCAAACCACGCCCACAGUUAAUUCCACCGAGUCAUAUGCGUGCGAAGUUGACGAACCGAUUGUGGUCCGAUGCGUCAAGGGCGCCGUAACCGUGACACCACCGUUGCCGGUUAACAUUUCAGACAGUAAUGCUGCGGAGAUAAGGUUUCAAGGUGACAAUACGUAUUCUUGUCGAACGCUUUUACGGGAGCUCCAUCUUUGGUUGGUAAACGCCAGUAAUACAGUAGAACGUGGAGCCAAAUCGCCUACCAGUAUCAUUUGCCGAAAAGGAAGCUUAGAGUUCUCUGAAGUAGAUCCCGAUGCGGCACAAUCCACGGAUCUGGUCUUCCGUACACCGUCCGUUGAUCUGACGUGCCGGAAGAUGUUCGUUCAGUUUUUGCAGCAGCUGGCGAAUUUUACAGUGGAUGAAGCAGAGGUUACCGAGGCCGGCGGUACGAUCACUACGGCUUCCGCGCCACCAGAGAGACCCAGUUGCUCAUUGCCGGCGGCUUGCUAUGACUGGAUAACGCUGCACCAGUGCGACAUGGGCACUACGGUUCAGCUCGUUCAGAGUACGAUAAUAACGGCGUGCUCCAAUCAGGAGCAUGGAAUCAUGUGGACGAGGGGAUACAAAUACUACCCCUAUCAAUUCGACCUCGUAGAAGAUGGCGCCGAUGCUGACAAAGGAGUAUUCGCGAUUUCCCGCUGCUCGCAACGCGUUGCUGGUGUGGCACCGGAACGAAACGAUGCCGUGGCGAUUCUGCGCAGCGCAAUCGUCACCCCGACGUCUCCCUACCUCUGCCUGCUUGUGUCCUUUUAUUAUCGCCUGUCCGAUUUUCCGGUAUUCUCAGUUAACCCAGACGAAAAGUUUCAUCUCAAAGCGUUUAUCGAAGGUUACGGUCAGACGUUUCCUCACGAGCAGAUUUGGGGGAACGAGACCGAUUAUUCGGAGAAUAUUAUUGGCCAGUGGCGCUAUGUCGAGGUGGUUUUCACUCGCAAUGUUGGACAACAAUUCACUAUCAACUUUUUUGCUUACCAUAACGACGGCUGCCAGGUCAACCUCAAAACGAUUGCAUUAGAUGCAAUAACCAUUCGAACAGCGAAGGAGACCGGAAUUUGUAUUACCACCACCGUCACUACAACCCCGUCGAAGCCAACCAUACCAACUUUACCCACGGUUGCGUGGUUCCGUGAUUCCAGUCAAGGGGCAUGCGACGUUGGCCCUGCCAUCGUGUACAGCUGUCAGAAGGGUUUGGUAAGUAUCGAUUCACCGAUUUCUGAUAUCGACAGCAGCGACGCCAUGGAAGCGGUAUUUCGCGGCGACAACACGUAUCCUUGCCGAACACAUUUACGGAAAUUGCACGUUUGGUUAAAAGAGCUGGUCGGAAUGUCGCCCCGGUCUGGCUACACGCCAACUGUUAUUACGUGCAGGAAAAGCCACUUCGAGUUUUCGGAGCGGGAUCCCGAUGAGGCGCAAUCCACGGAGCUGAUGUUGCGUACUGUGUCGAUAGAUUUGAAAUGCCGUAAUGCUUUUGUUCAGUUUGUCCGGCAUGUGAAUGCGCUUACCGGUUCCAGAUUGUAAUGAAUGUUUUCUAGUAACUGACUGCUGUAGUAGGUUUUGAUCACGAUAUACAGUAUAAUAAUGAAAAGUAACCAUGGGAAAUGACAGCAUGCAGAAAGAUAUAUUUAAAAAAUAGUUUAUGUGCUUUUGCACACAAAGGUGCCUCUUUAUUCGGAGGGUAUA
This is a messenger RNA of Paramacrobiotus metropolitanus, 2640 nucleotides long. RefSeq lists its product as uncharacterized. Gene Ontology annotation, cellular component: membrane. The transcript is spliced from 7 exons. The coding region runs from base 151 to 2478 and encodes 775 amino acids. The record is from RefSeq and is a predicted model, not a curated record. Lineage: Eukaryota; Metazoa; Tardigrada; Eutardigrada; Parachela; Macrobiotidae.